AAUGAGUCAUCACUAUUCGUUUUCAAUCCGGAUGUCGAGAUGAGAAACUUUGGAUUUGCUUACUGUAUAAUUACCGUACCAUUACCAUUUUUAUUUUUUCUGGUUAUCAAGGCACUCUAUUUGAAAAAUCGGGAAACAGCAAACAUGACAUUCAAGCUUAUGAACAUCAUCAAUUGCUCCCAACUUGUUCAGUCCAUCACACACUUUUUAACAGGACCUGGUCUGAUUUUUCCCAAUAUACAAAAACGUUACGGAUUGUUUGUGAAUAUAGUCGGAUGCACCAUGAAUACGUUCUGGAUUGCUGAUUUUCCAAUGAUUUCUCUUUUGGCUGUCAGUAGAAUCUUGGUUUUCACCAAUAGAAUUAAAACCACUCGAUUUCCAAAGCCAAUGAAAGUUCUUAUAUUUCUAUCGUGGUCCUGGAUCGCAUUUGUUCUAAUCUACGGAUGCGCUACUCAAAAUUUGAUCUUUGUGUCGCCAGGAUGGGAUUACGAUUUUAGUGUUCCUUACGCCGAGUUUUUCUCAAAUCUGGAAAUUACAUUGAGCCUCUCUUGUUUGGCUAUUUCGUAUACAUCAUACAUUUCAAUUGCAUUUUUGAUUUACAAGGCAAAAAAUCUGAAAAGUAGUGUUGCCUCCAGAAGGAAUGAAAUAUCAAUUCUAUUCCAAUCUACGUUUGUAACUGGAUAUAUAUCUAUGAUGAUAUACGUAUCGCAUCCAGCUUAUUUCCCUAUGUUCCAGUUUAUUGAAAUGAAUGAUCAAACGAAUCAGGCUCUUCUGAAUUAUAUGUGGAUUUUGCAUUGCUAUGUCAAUCCGUGCAUGCUCUUGGUUUUCAACAAGUGA
Molecule: messenger RNA, 837 nt
Organism: Caenorhabditis briggsae
Lineage: Eukaryota; Metazoa; Nematoda; Chromadorea; Rhabditida; Rhabditidae
Exons: 4
Source: RefSeq, a predicted model, not a curated record